CGUCUCCUUCAUUUCCUUGUGUAGAUCUCUUGUAGCGUAUAUAGUUCUGACUACAUAAGUAUUUUAUCAAAGGUAAAACCCGGAACAGAUGCUUUAUCGGGUGGUAUUGUUAAAAUUUCGUCAAAUUUGUCUAAUGAUAACCUUUUAUGGUUCGCACACACAAAGUUAAAAUUAAACUAAUAUCGUCAGUGAGUGAUUCAACCAGUUAACGUGAUAUAAUCGACAUACGUCAUUCCCCAAACUACCAAAAUAUCUUCCAGUGAAGAUUAUCUAAAGGUAAAUUAAAAUACUAACUCACUACAGUGGUCUUUUAAGAACAGCCGACAGCAGCUAUUUUGCAACUAUAACACAACGUCUGAUCCGAGACAAAACCCUCGUCACAUAACCAAGUUCGAACCCAAAAAGAGGUGACUUUGAUCAACCAAGAGGACGUUUAUGGGAAACGAUCAAAAUUGAAGGUUAUCAAUAAACCAUCAUAUUUUUUCUGUAUAACCAGAUAAUCCAUUCAUGCGAAGUGAGAUAAAAUGGCAGCAUAUCAUGGUACUUUUGAAAACAUCUGGUCGCGAACUGCUUCGGAGGAAACACUGUUGCUGAACAAUAUUUACCAAACUUCUCCUUCAUCUGCAACACUUAUUUUUGGUAUCAUCCAGACCAUAAUGGGACCUGUGGCUAUUGUCGCAAAUGGUAUUGUUAUCUAUGCAAUAUGGAAAGACCCAUUCAAGACACUUCGCUCUUCUCCAUCAAAUAUCUUGAUAGCAAGCAUGGCGACGUGUGAUGUUCUAGUUGGACUGGUGUGCACAACUUCCCAAGCUAUUUUGUUUUUCGGUGCAUAUACUAAAUCCAUCGGCCUUACUAUUUUUUGGAUUCCAAUAGCGUUUAGUAUAGGAGUGCUUUUAAUAGGCGUUUCAAUGUUUCAUAUAUUGGCUUUGACUAUCGAUCGAGUUAUUGCUGUUGUCGAUCCCCUUCGGUACAAAUCUCGCGUAACUAAAUCAAAAAUGUUUGCCUGUACACUUCUGAUAUGGGGAUUUUUCAUAUUUUUGAUUUUAAUACGUAUCCCGCUCCAAAAUCACUUCUAUGUCCACUUGCUUUUAGUAAACUUAACUUUUCAUAUUGCUAUUAUUAUUGAGACAGUCCUUUCUCUUUUUAUCAUAUUAGAAGUCUGGAAACAAACAAGAAAUCUCAAGAAGAAAUCACUAAUAAGUGUAACUUUUUUAAGAAACAAAAAAACGACAAAAUCCAUUCUUCUUAUACUGUUCAUUUUUAAAGCGUGUUUUACACCGAUUUUUGUCGCAGACUCUGUAAUUCUUGCAUGUUCCGCAUGUCAUUCUCAUCUCAGUGUUAUUUCAACAAUACUUUGUUUAUCUCUCGUAUUGACCCACGUAAAUUCUUGUCUGAAUCCUUUUCUUUAUGCUUUUCGUCUUCCUAAAUUUCGAAAACCUGUAGCUUUAAUAGCUAAACAAUUAUUUUGCUGUAGACGUCAUUCAAAAGUAUACAAUGACCACACUUUGGAAGAUUUGAAUGCCAAUUAUAAAGUAAAGCACAGCAAGGAAAGACUAAAUGCAGUCAAUGUUGAACCGGCAAAUACUUUUGUUGAUACUAGAUUGUAGUCACUCUGCUAUGCAGUACGAUAGUUCAGUAUCCUAAAAAUCGUUCGUUUUGAUUGGCUGUUGGAGCGGAAGGUAGUCAAGCUCUAUUUCUGACCGCGGUAGGGUAUCUCUUCAUACCGGAUAGCUAAACAGGAAUCCAUGAAGUGGAAAAGGAAAUGGAAACCGUCUGAAACUUUGUCCUCGGCCUUGAGAACGAUUCGGGAAGAAUUGGUCCGUAUAUUCAAAACCUCGGCCUGUAAAUAACCUCGCAUGAUCGAGCUCUAUGUGCUGUUUGAAACCAAACAUUCUGAAGGAUGUUCAUCUGCCAUCUUGUAUACAGCCUAAAGAAGUUCACUGAAUAUGGUCGAAAUAUAGGUGUUUUCAAAAACAAAAAUAUCGUUACUUGUGUUAUCUUAUAUAAAUAUAUUGUCUGGAUAGACAAAGACUUUUCAAUUUGAAUGUUUAUGCAAAGAACUAUAAAACUAAACUAAA
Messenger RNA from Actinia tenebrosa (Australian red waratah sea anemone), 2078 nucleotides. Its product is annotated as adenosine receptor A3-like. Gene Ontology annotation, molecular function: G protein-coupled receptor activity. Gene Ontology annotation, cellular component: plasma membrane. NCBI's taxonomy places the organism in Eukaryota, Metazoa, Cnidaria, Anthozoa, Actiniaria, Actiniidae. Gene Ontology annotation, biological process: G protein-coupled receptor signaling pathway. The record is from RefSeq and is a predicted model, not a curated record.